Messenger RNA from Onychomys torridus (southern grasshopper mouse), 1795 nucleotides. RefSeq names its product calcium release activated channel regulator 2B (gene Cracr2b). Lineage: Eukaryota; Metazoa; Chordata; Mammalia; Rodentia; Cricetidae. The record is from RefSeq and is a predicted model, not a curated record. The transcript has 10 exons. Bases 342 to 1523 code for a protein of 393 amino acids. Gene Ontology annotation, molecular function: calcium ion binding.
UCCUACCCUGGAAGGGUCUUGGGGGUGGGGAUGAGGGACACUACGUCAACAUUGCUGCCCCCUGUGGCUCUCCCGGGAGAGCUAGCCACCCUGGGUCGGGCCACCAAGAUAGGAGAGGCGGGACAAAGCAACAGCAGCGCUCUGGUGGAUCCACCCGGACGUGCUAUCCCGGGGUCUCCGGGCCUGUAAGGCCGCAAGGUCGCUGUGGGUCCGUACCCCUCGCAGGCUGUCGGGGUCCGGGCAGGGGCGGGGCUCGCCUCGCGUUUCCGGGAGGAGCGGCCGGUCUGCGGCAGGUGCGGCGGCGCGGCUCGCAGCACCUACUAGAGUCAAGACCUGCACCUAUGGCCAGUCCUGGGCAGCCUGGGCCCGGGGAGGGCCAGGAGGACGAGGACACAAAGGGAGUCUCGGCAGGGCACCGGGCAGAGGUGCUACAGCAGGCCCAGGAGCUCUUUCUACUGUGUGACAGGGAUGCCAAGGGCUUCAUCACUAGGCAGGACUUGCAGGGCCUACAGAAUGAUCUUCCCCUUACACCUGAGCAGCUGGAGGCUGUAUUUGAAAGCCUGGAUCAGGCCCACACUGGCUUCCUCACAGCCCGGGAGUUCUGCCUAGGCCUGGGAAAGUUUGUGGGGGUGGAGUCGGCCCAAGGUGGGUCCUCCUUGAGGACUCCUGAGGAAACCUUUGAGUCAAGCACAGGGGGCUCUCUGGAGGAGGACGACGAUGUCGAGACAUUCUGCGCUUCCUUAGAGAAGCUGGGAGUGGCCCGGGUCCUGGGCGAGCAAUGGGCUGUGAGGACACUCUGGGUCAGGCUACAGCGCGAGCGACCCGAGCUGCUGGGCUCCCUGGAGGAAGUUCUGGUGCGUGCGUCGGCCUGCCUGGAGGCGGCGGCCCGGGAGCGCGACGGUUUGGAGCAGGCGCUGCGGCGGCGGGAGAGUGAGCACGAGAGGGAGGUGCGCGGACUUUACGAAGAGCUGGAGCAGCAGCUGGGGGAGCAGCGACGGCGCGGGCACUGCCAGAAACUACCCCGGGAGGAACAGAGGGGCCACCUGGAGCUGGAGCUGCAGACGCGCGAGCAGGAGCUGGAGCGCGCAGGCCUGCGGCAGCGGGAACUGGAACUGCAGCUGCAGGCCCGGACUGAAGAACAGUUAGAGGUACAGGCCCAGCACACCCAGCUGCGUAGGGCCUAUGAGGCGAUACGGACACAGCUGGACCAGGCGCAAGAGCAGCUCAUUCGACUGGAGGGCGAAGCCCAGAGUCGUCAGGAACAAACCCAAAGAGAUGUGGUUGCUGUCUCCAGGAACAUGCAGAAAGAGAAAAUCAGCCUCCUAAGGCAGCUGGAGCUGCUGAGGGAGCUGAAUCUGCGCCUUCGAGAUGAGAGAGAUGCCUGUGAGACCAAGCUGCUGGGCAGUAGCCACAGGAAGACUCUAGCUAUUGCCCACAAGCCUGGGCCCACCUACUGCUGCUGCUGCUGUGGCUGGGCUCGGCCCCCCAGACGAGGCUCUGGCCAUCUUCCUAGUGCCCGAUGACCAGCCCAAAUGACUCAUUAGGCCUUCCUUAUCUAGAGGAGGUACUCCUAGAAGGUCGUGGGUGGUGGUUGCCUGCUAAGUAUGUGGCUCUAGGCAGAAAGCAUCACCUGCCUGAAGGAACUAACCUCUGAGUGGUCAAGGUCUUCAGUCUCCAGCCCGUUUUCAUCUCUGUUUAGCGGACCAAUAAAGGCCACUGAGUACUGUGCACACUCCUUGCCUUUUGUGUGUCUGGGAGGCCCAGUGCAUUUUUGGUUCGUGCUUGGUGUCCGUGG